Pseudophryne corroboree (corroboree frog) is the source of this 1817-nucleotide messenger RNA. It is a transcript of the gene SNAI1, whose product is annotated as snail family transcriptional repressor 1. Gene Ontology annotation, biological process: regulation of DNA-templated transcription. Gene Ontology annotation, molecular function: RNA polymerase II cis-regulatory region sequence-specific DNA binding; DNA-binding transcription factor activity, RNA polymerase II-specific. NCBI's taxonomy places the organism in Eukaryota, Metazoa, Chordata, Amphibia, Anura, Myobatrachidae. Bases 108 to 887 code for a protein of 259 amino acids. The record is from RefSeq and is a predicted model, not a curated record. The transcript is spliced from 3 exons.
GACAUAGGCACACUAGUGCCUUUCUGUUAUAUCCCGGAGUGCAGAGUCCCAUGUGAGACCCUCUUUGCCUGGAUUGUGUCAUCGGCAAUAGCCACCGCUUCACCAAGAUGCCCCGGUCAUUCCUGGUCAAGAAACACUUCUCUGUCACCAAGAAGCCAAACUACAGUGAACUGGAAAGUCAGACAGUGUAUAUCUCACCAUUCCUAUAUGACAAGUACCCCAUCCCUGUGAUAGCUCAGCCAGAGAUCCUCAGCACAGGAGCCUACUUCCCACCUCUUGUCUGGGACACUGGUUUGCUUACAACGUUCUUUACCACUGAUCCUGACUACAGUAAAUCUCCGAUCUCCACAUCCAGUGAAGAUUGUAAACCUCUAGACCUCACCUCUUUCUCCAGCGAGGAUGAUGAGGGGAAAACCUCAGAUCCCCCCAGCCCAGCCUCUUCAGCGACAGAAGCGGAGAAGUUCCACUGUAACCAGUGCACUAAGUCUUACUCUACCUUUGCUGGACUGUCUAAACACAAGCAGCUGCAUUGUGACUCACAAACCAGAAAAUCUUUCAGCUGCAAAUACUGUGAGAAGGAAUAUGUUAGUUUAGGGGCCCUGAAGAUGCAUAUCAGGAGCCACACGCUGCCAUGUGUCUGCAAGAUCUGUGGCAAGGCUUUCUCAAGACCAUGGCUCCUUCAGGGACAUAUCAGAACACAUACAGGUGAAAAGCCAUUUUCCUGCACUCAUUGCAACCGGGCCUUCGCUGACCGCUCCAAUCUCCGAGCCCAUCUGCAGACCCAUUCCGACGUCAAGAAGUAUCAGUGCAAAACCUGCUCAAGGACUUUCUCCCGCAUGUCACUCCUUCACAAGCACGAAGAGACAGGGUGUUCUGGGAAUCACUGAUCACUAUUUUGUGCACAAUUGACUAUUGCUGAUACUCCAGAAGGUCAUUCUUUUCCCAGAUAAAAAUGCCAUGGCUAUAUGUAGCAAGUGCACCCAAAUCAUGUGGUUUUGGGGGGACCUAUAACACUUUUAUAUAAUGCUCUUAGUGGCUGAAAUGAGCUCUUUGUAUUCCACAACCUUACUGCAGUAUCACAGGGAACAAAAUACUGUACAUUUUAUACGCUUAAUUGUUUUGUUUAUUCAAUUACCAAAAAAAAAAAAAAAAGCAAUAAGAUGGCGGUAUUGAUUGUAUUUUUAAAUAAUGAGACCCUGUGAUUUGCAAACCUUAAACCAGCAAGAAAGAAAAUUCUUAUAUUUUUGUGGAAGCAGUAAAAGCCCAAUUCCUCUAUUUUAUGAAGGACCGAUUGAAAGUGUUAAAAAUGUGUUCUUAUUUUUGUGAUUGUAUAUAUAAAUAUAUGCAAAAUGAGUACUUUAAGCAAAAGGUGUUACUAUGCAAUAAUAAUAUCACACUUAAAGGGCAGCUGUUUGGCCGCAGCACAAUGACAAUUUAUAAUGCCUGCACCAUUAACAAUGAUCAGGAUAACAAGAGCUUGUUGCUGUUACCAAACAACAAUUGUGUUUACAGAGCUCUUGAGCACCUGCUAAUAUGACUCUUAAACAACUGCCUUUCAUGAGUGCUCAGAUUAAUAGUGAGCAGUUGUCAAGUGAUACAAUGGCUAGUUGUGGGCCAGCCAUGGACAGGUGGACGCCAAAAACUCCUAUUUAUGCCUUUUGACAGGUGUUUUCUUCUAUUCUUUUUUUUUUUCUACAUAAUCCUUACAAAGAAUGUUUACAUUUCAAAGGUACACUGGUAUUUAUAUUUUUUUAUCUGCCACAUUUUGUACUGAUGAAACUUUUUUAUAGUUAAACACAGUUUAUUUGAUAAUAAAA